AGGCUUUACUUAUGAACUGAUUUCAUUUGAAAAACUUAGGCUAGUGUUUCAGUUGUCCUGGUUGACAUAUUGGCUCUGUGUUUAGGGCUUCUUAACUACAGUACUUCCUCCUCCCCUCCUGAAUGGACUGUGUGCAGAAAGGAGGCUGGGGAUGUGUUGCUCCUUUGUGUGGUUGUGCAUGUGUGUGUGCUCCUUGUCGUCUUCAGCCAUGCUGCACUGAGCUGGCAAGUUGACUCUGUGCCAAUCACGUGGCUGGCACUGUUCUGGGACCUUCUUUCCCCAGCUUAGUUGGUUAAGGCUAGUCAGGACAGUAUUUUUCCCUGAAUGACUCUAGACUAUGAAUUCUUGUGUUAUCCAAGUGGUUCAGGUACUCAGCGCAUACACAAAGCCUGAGUAAGCAAAACAUUUUUUCUCUUCCUUAUAAAUACAUUGGUAUUCAUAAUAAGAUCUAGUGCAAAGCACUGGUUGCAAAAUCUUGCAGAGGGAGAAUAAAUCUUGGCCGAUGUGACUUUGUAUUGAUGCCAUUUUCCUUAAGUGGUUGAUCCUGGGUUAUGAGUUGCAGGGGCUUAAAAGUUUGUCUAUGGCAGGGGUUCUCAAACUUUUUCUUUCUGAGGCCCCCCCACAACAUGUUGUAAAAAUUCCACUGCCCACCCAUGCUACAACUGUUUUUCUGCAUAUAAAUCCAGGUCCAGCAUUAGGAGGUAACAAGCAGGGCAGUUGCCUGGGGCCCCACACCACAUAGGGCCCAGUGAAGUUGUGCAAGCUUUAGCCCCAGAUUGUGGGGCCUCGACUUUCUGCCUUGGGCCCCGGUGAGUCUAAUGCUGACCCUGCUUGGCAGACUCUCUGAAAUCUGCUGGCGGCUCCCCAGAGGGCCUCAGACCCUUGGUAGAGAACUGCUGGUCUAUGGCAUCUGUAAUGUGGCCAUCACUUUUUUAUUUAGGCACCCAAUACAACAACUUAACAAAAAAGAAUCAUUCUUUGUUCUCCAUGAACAGACCAGUAACUGUGCUCUUGCCAUGGAGGGUAGUUUUACUUUCACAGAAAUGUCCAUUUUUCCAAAAUAAGUCAAGUGACUCCCUUGUGUGGUAGGGGAUUUUUUUUUUUUUUUAAAAGGACUUAAUCCUCAACACUGCUUUCUUGGAAGCUUUGAAGAUUUCACAAUUGUAAAAGUAUAUUGAUAAUAUACCUCUGUAUCCUCUCUGUUCAUGAAAAGUUUUUAUUCUAUUUAUCUAUUUAUCCCAUGCAACAGUAUUAGCAAAUCAAGAAAAUACUAAAAGUUUACUGGUUUCUCAGAGAUAUUUAACGCUUUCUAGUACUGCUGGAUUUAAGGCACUGGGGAGGCUUAAUCAACUAAUAGAGAGCAGAUGUAAUUUUUGUUCUGUAUCUUUAUAGCAAAAGUUUCCACACAAGUGAGAAGACGAAGGCUAGGGGUAACAUCCUGGCUCUGUUGAAGCAGUGGGAACAAUCUCAUUGACUUCAGAAGGUCCAGGAUUUAGCCCUAUUAGUGUGCUGUCUGCCUUCAUAUACCCUAUCAGCUAUGUUACUUAAACACACAUGAACCUACCAGAGGCAUUUAAAAAUUAAGAUGCAGAUAUGUACUAAAAACAUAACGUGUUUAGUGGUGGAUGAACACCAUAUGCACAUAUCUCUUAUACAUUUUAAGCUGUUUGACGUGUUAAUGAACAAAAACACUAGGUUCAAAUGUUGGGCCUGAAAACAUUAGCACUUUUAAGGAAUAGGUUUAGUCUGCGCACAAAAUUUAGGUUGGCAUAGCUAUGGUGCUCAGGGUGUGAAAAAUCCACACCCCUUAGUGCUAUUCCUCUGCAGAUCUAACUCCCAAUGUAGAUGCAGGUAGGGCAAUGGAAGAAUGCUUCUAUCGAUCUAGCUAACGUUGCUCAGGGAGAUGGUGUACCUACAGGGACAGAAAAACCCUUUCCAUUGCUGAAGACUGUGUCUACAUAAGCACAGCCAUAUUGGGUCACACCUAGCCCAGUAUCCUGUCUUCUGACAAUGGUCAAUGCCAGGUGCUUCAGAGGGAAUGAACAGAACAGGCAGUCACCGAGUGAUCCAUCCUCUGUCAUCCACUUCCAGCUUCUGGCAAACAGAGGCUAGGGACACUCAGAACAUGGAGUUCCAUCCCUGACCAUUUUGGCUUAUAGCCAUUGGUGGAUCUAUCCUCCAUGAAUUUAACUGGUUCUUUUUUGAACCCUGUUAUAGUCUUGGCCUUCACAACAUCCCCUGGCAAUGAGUUCUACAGGUUGACUGUGCAUUGUGUGGAGAAGUACUUCCUUUUGUUGGUUUUAAACCUGUUGCCUAUUAAUUUCAGCAGCUGACUCCUGGUUCUUGUGUUAUGUGAAGGAGAACAUAACACUUCCUUAUUCACUUUCUCCACACCAGUCAAGAUUUAAUUGACCUCUCUCAUCCCCUCUUAGUCAUCUCUUUUCCAAGCUGAAAAGUCCCAGUGUUUUAAUCUCGCCUCUUACGGGAGCUGUUCCGUACGCCUAAUAAUUUUUGUUGCCCUUUCCUGUACCUUUUUCAGUUCUACUGGAUCUUUUUUGAGAUGGGGAUGGGACUGGACCAAAAUUGCAUGCAGUACUCAGGGUGUGGGUGAACCAUGGAUUCAUAUAGAGGCAUCGUAUUUUCUGUCAUCUUACCUAUACCUUUGCUAAUGGUUCUUAACAUUAUCUUUUUUUAUCCUGCUGCACACUGAGCAGCUGUUUUCAGAGAACUAUCCACAAUGACUCCAAGAUCUGCUCCUUAAGUGGUAACAGCUAGUUUAGACCCCAUCAUUUUGUAUGUAUAGUUGGGAUUAUGUUUUCCAAUGUGUAUUGCGUUGCAUUUAUCAGCAUUGAAUUUCAUCUGCCAUUUUCUUACCCAGUCACCCAGUUUUGUGAGAUCCCUUUCUAUCUCUCCACAGUCCGCUUUCGACUUAACCAUCUGAGUGAUUUUUGUAUUGUCUGUAAAUUUUACAACCUCACUAUUUACUCCCAUUUCCGGAUCAUUUUUGAAUAUGUUGAACAGCACUGGUCCCAGGACAGACUCCUGGGGGACAUUACUGUUUACUUCUCUCGAGUCUGAAAACUGACCAUUUAUUCCUACCCUUUGUUUGCUGUCUUUUAACCAGUUACUGAGAGCACUAGGGAUGGAUUAUGACAUUUUGAGGCCCUAAACUACUUCAAGUGUAAGAGGCCCCAUACCGUUUAAAAAAAAAUUAUUUUCACAGAAAGAACAUUGUAAACAAUACAGUAUAAAAAAAUUCAAAAUCCAAAAAACAAUACAGUAAAUAAUACCAUUUACUAGAAGAAUUCUCAGGAAAUGUUUCUUCUCUGUUGGGGCAUCUAAAUAGUGGAAUUCCUUGUCUGAAUGUGCAAUGAGACUCUUAGAGGAUGGCAAAAACUAGAGAUGGCAAUAGAGGAUAAAAAAGGCAAUAGAAGAUGUAAGAUGCAGAUAACCCACAAGUUUAACUCAACUAUUAAUUAUAUUGAUAUGAAUUACACCCAGGUAAUAAGCAGAUCAUCAGAAAAUCCUAUGUGAGUUGUAUUUCUCCAGUAAAUUUAUUUGGUUUGUUUUUUAUAGAAGGUUAUGCUGAAUUACCAAAUAUUGUUACUAAAAUUAGUAGUAGAAAGUUAUAAUUGAAACCAGUAAAAUAUUAAUUUUAUAUAAUGGUGUUAUACCAGGAUAUUUCUGUUAAAAGUUAGUGCUAUUUUGUCUGCUCUCAGAGGAAAAGGAGAGGAUAUAUAAUUUUUUUAUACCAUGAAUAAGGAAAAUUAUCCUUUUCAUAUGAAUAAAUGAAAAGCCAUUUGAUUAUUUUGUUAGAAAAAUAUAAAUUUUAUUCACAGUUUAUAUAAAAUAAUUUACAAAUGUUUAUUCAGAUUUAAUUUUUACUACAAAACAAUGAAUUUUUGGUAUUUUUCGUUUGCCAUACUGUAAAAAUACAAUGUAUUAUGCAUAUGAUAUGUGAUUUAUAAGUCUAUAUAAGAAUUUUUACAUAGCAUACUAUCUGUAAUAAAAUAUUACCUUGUGUGUGCCAAACCUGCCUAGCAGAAAAUCCCUAUCUUUUUUCUAGGCAGACAUCUCUCCUCGCAUUCACUUCACUAUCCUCUGUCUUUCCCAGGAUCACUAAUUAAUCUUGAGGAAACACCUCGGAGAGACAGAGUGACAACAAGCUAUAUGUGCGAAAGAAAGAGAAUUUACCAGAAAAAAAGACUGCUUGGUGCAGCAGGAGGGGAUUGCAGUCCUGAAAUGGAAGUCCGGUCGUCAUUUGAUAAAUGUAGUCAAUCAUCUGAAUCCAUGUCCACGUUAAACAGUGAAGAAUUUGUCUUGGUUCAUCAGCAACCUGAGGAUCCCUGUGCAAAAGAUGAGAAACCUCAACUAAAAAUAUUUUCAAAUGGAGAUGAACAGCUGGAGAAAGCCAUGGAAGAGAUACUGAGAGAUUCUGAAAAAGGCCAAAUAAGUUAUACUACUGACUGUAAAGACUCCAAUGAUGCUUGCAGACAGUUGGCUGAAGAUGUGUCAGCCAGUCAGACAAACCAACCUUCUUUGCAUCUAAUUCUGGAUCCUUCCAAUACAGGAAUCUCGGCACUUAGAUCCUGUUCCCCUAAUGAACUCACAGAAGAGGACAGUGUAUUAUUUAAUAAACUGAUGUAUCUAGGUUCUAGGAAGAUUUAUGCUCCUCGUAAUGAGUCAGAAGCUCUACGUGCUAUGGAAGCUUUGAAGUCCUCAUGCCAGUCCUCUUUUCCUGUGACACUCUAUGUUCCGAACGUCCCAGAAGGCUCUGUAAGAAUAAUAGACCAAACCAGCAGUAUGGAGAUAGCCUCUUUCCCAAUCUAUAAGAUAUUGUUCUGUGCACGUGGACAAAAUGGAACUGCAGAGAGUGACUGCUUCGCAUUUACUGAAAGCUACUGUGGAACAGAGGAGUUCCAGAUUCAUGUUUUCUCCUGUGAGAUUAAAGAGGCAGUCAGCAGAAUUUUAUACAGUUUCUCAACAGCAUUCAGACGGUCUUCCAAACAAGCCUCAGAGCAUGUUAAAGACUCUGUCCUUCCUACCCCAGAUAGUGAUGUGUUCACUUUCAGUGUCUCCUUAGAGGUCAAAGAAGAUGAUGGUAAAGGAAAUUUUAGCCCUGUACCAAAAGACAGAGAGAAAUUUUAUUUCAAACUGAGACAGGGAAUUGAGAAGAAAGUUGUGAUCACAGUCCAGCAACUCUCAAACAAAGAAUUGGCCAUUGAAAGAUGCUUUGGGAUGCUGUUAAGCCCAGGUCGAAAUGUGAAGAACAGUGACAUGCAUUUACUUGAUAUGGAAUCCAUGGGAAAGAGCUGUGAUGGGAGAGCGUAUGUUAUUACUGGAAUGUGGAAUCCCAAUGCACCUACUUUUCUAGUACUUAAUGAGGAAACACCUAAAGAUAAACGUGUGUACAUGACUGUGGCAGUGGAUAUGGUAGUCACUGAAGUGGUAGAGCCAGUCCGCUUUUUGCUGGAGACUAUUGUUCGUGUGUACCCAGCUAAUGAGCGUUUCUGGUAUUUCAGCAGAAAAACCUUUGCAGAAAAUUUCUACAUGAAGCUAAAACAGUCUGAAGGGAAGAGCCACACAAAUGCUGGAGAUGCAAUUUAUGAAGUUGUAAGUUUGCAGCGGGAGUCUGAGAGAGAUGAUGAAUCAGUCAGUCCAACAAGUGGAGGGGGUCCACUAUCGCCACAGGAGGAUGAGGCAGAAGAAGAAAGCGAUAAUGAACUCUCAAGUGGUACUGGUGAUGUGUCUAAGGAUUGUCCUGAGAAGGUCUUGUAUUCCUGGGGCGAAUUACUGGGGAGAUGGCACAAUAACCUUGCUGUGCGACCAAAAGGACUGUCUACACUGGUGAAGAGUGGCGUUCCAGAGGCACUAAGGGCAGAGGUUUGGCAGUUGCUAGCAGGAUGCCAUGACAAUCAGGCCAUGUUGGACAAAUACAGAAUUCUCAUCACAAAGGACUCUGCCCAGGAGAGCGUCAUUACACGAGACAUUCAUCGAACAUUUCCAGCACAUGACUAUUUCAAAGACACAGGAGGAGACGGGCAGGAAUCGCUAUACAAGAUAUGUAAGGCAUACUCUGUUUAUGAUGAAGACAUUGGCUAUUGUCAGGGACAGUCCUUCCUUGCUGCGGUGUUGUUGCUGCAUAUGCCAGAGGAGCAGGCCUUUUGUGUGCUGGUGAAGAUCAUGUAUGACUAUGGCUUGCGAGACCUUUACAAAAAUAACUUUGAAGAUCUUCACUGCAAAUUUUACCAACUAGAGAAACUAAUGCAGGAGCAGCUACCUGAUUUAUAUAGCCAUUUCUCAGACUUGAACCUGGAAGCUCACAUGUAUGCAUCCCAGUGGUUUCUCACCCUCUUUACUGCCAAGUUCCCACUCUGCAUGGUCUUCCACAUCAUUGAUUUACUACUCUGUGAGGGUCUGAACAUAAUCUUUCAUGUAGCCUUGGCACUCUUAAAGACCUCAAAGGAGGACCUUUUACAGGCUGAUUUUGAAGGGGCUUUAAAAUUCUUCAGAGUUCAGCUGCCAAAGAGGUACAGAGCAGAAGAGAACGCUAGAAGACUGAUGGAACAGGCCUGCAACAUUAAGGUGCCCACAAAGAAGCUGAAGAAAUAUGAGAGAGAGUAUCAGACAAUGCGAGAGAGUCAGCUGCAGCAGGAAGACCCAAUGGACAGAUACAAGAGGGAGAACCGCAGGCUCCAGGAAGCGAGCAUGCGGCUGGAACAGGAGAAUGAUGACCUUGCCCAUGAACUUGUAACAAGCAAAAUAGCCCUCCGAAAUGACUUGGACCAGGCUGAAGACAAAGCAGAUGUUCUGAACAAGGAGCUUCUCCUGACUAAACAGAAACUAGUGGAGACUGAGGAAGAAAAGCGGAAGCAAGAAGAAGAAACUGCCCAGCUGAAGGAAAUCUUCAGGAAACAACUAGAGAAGGCAGAAUCUGAAAUAAAGAAAACCACAGCCAUUAUUGCGGAAUAUAAACAAAUUUGUUCCCAGCUAAGUACCAGGCUGGAGAAACAACAGACAGCAAGUAAGGAGGAACUGGAGGUUGUGAAGGGUAAACUGAUGGCUUGCAAACACUGCAGUGAGAUUUUCAGUAAGGAAGGAGCAUUGAAGCUGCCUGCUAUAAGCAGAGACACCCAGGGAACAGAAAGAGAUGAUGAGAAGGAUGCCCUCAAGAAGCAGCUGAGGGAGAUGGAGCUGGAACUGGCACAGACUAAAUUGCAGCUUGUGGAAGCAAAGUGCAAAAUUCAGGAACUGGAGCACCAGAGAGGAACCCUUAUGAAUGAAAUCCAAGCUGCUAAAAACUCUUGGUUUAGCAAAACCCUGAACUCUAUCAAAACGGCCACGAGCACACAGCCACCCCAGCAGCCUCCACCAUCCCAGCCACCCAAAGAGAGCAGUACAUAGUUCCAGCCAGACUCCAGGCACAAGAGCACAAAGAACAAAGCAAUUGAAGCCCUGGAGGAUUUUCCCAGGGGUCUCUCCUCUUGGGAAAAGGACAAAAGGCAGGAGUGCAGGCACUGAAGUGAAAUCCUUCAGUGUCUUUACUCAUUCUGGUGUGACCCUUUCCAAAGGGAAGUUAUUUAAAAAAUCCAAUUUUAUGUUGAAUACUUAUUUCCCAUCUGCCUUCCUGACAGCCACAUUCCAAUACCUUCAUCCUUUUACACUUUAUUUUAUAUGCUUACAUGUUAAGAUGGAUCAAAUAAUUCAGAACUAAGUGUUUAGUAUGUGAACUAAUUAUAACUACAGAUGUUUUCUUUUUGGGAAAGAAGGAGGGCAGCAUAAAUCUUGUCAAAGAAAGCACAGUAUAAUGCCAGGCUCUAUACUCAUGCCAUGGGAUCAUCUCAAGUUUACAGUGGUGAUUGCAUCCUGCAGCGAAGCAUUUCCCAUUCAUUAUUAGUCUUAAGUCACAGCCAAGAUCGUCUUGUGCUCUCUCUGGCAUAGCACAUGUGUUUAUAAUGUUCCCUGCGAAUAUUGUGUGUGUUUGAUUUUGGCGAUUAGCUUCCUGCACAAAUUCAAGGAGCGCAGGUCUUCCAGGCGCUGAGUGGCAGCACUGUUUAAUUCUUGUGCUUCGCACCUGAACUGGAAUUUAAAGUGAAAUCUUCUAGUUCCCUUCUUAUUCUAUGUUUUAUUUUCUGAACUGGAGAAAUAAUUCCCUCCAUUAGAACAAAGGGAAGGAUAUAUUCCUUGGGUGGGGUUUGUUUGGCCAAUAAGUAGAUUUGAAACCUUGCUUAGUUUUGACAUUCUAGUAUCCCUGUACAAUAAAAGCUGUUGUUUUUUUUCAGGGUAAAGUUGGUGGAAACAUUUUCACAUGAAACACUGGGCCAAGGUUUAAGGCUUGCACUUGGCACAAAACUGGAAGCAUCAAAUCAAAAAACUCUCUUUGCACAGGAGAAAAACACACCAUAGAAAAGUUUAUUUGCUUUUGACAUUUUAUUAGGGAACCCUAAGUUCUUGUAUUUUUUUAAAGGACAAAAUAUUAAAAAUGCAAGAUAAUAGACUUACUCAUGAGGUAAACUUUUCUGAUGAUUAUUGAGUCUGUCUGAAAACACGGUUGUCUUGUUUUAUACCUCUAAGUUGAAGUGCAAAAGCAGUUGUCUUUUUUUUGAUUGAACAUAAAUAUUUAUAGAAAUACGUAUUUCAUGAAAAAUUAAACUAUUGCUUAAACUGAUGGAAAUAUUUUUAAUUAUAUUUAACAUGUCUAUAAGAAGGUCUUGCAGAUAAAUAUUGUUGCUGGACAAGAGUUGUGCAUUAAGUUUCCCCAUGUUAUAAAAUGUUCCAGGGACAUUAGCCCUGUUUUGAUUUUAAAUUUUAAGUAAUGCAAUAUUUUAUCAGCUCUGUACAAUAAAGUUUAAUGAUACUCGCAUCCUGCUUUACUUUCAAGUAUAUUUUCAGAAGAUUUUUACAUAUAGUACAAGUUUAAUAUUUAUCCUAUGCCAAAUGAGACAUUUUGAAGAGCAGUCAGCUGUUUGAAUUAGAGAUCAAAAUAUAGUCACUAUCCUUAGGCAGCAAAAGUCCUGCAAUUUGGUGAUGUAGGUUCUUUUUUCUAAGAACAGAGCUGAAAAGAGUUAAGUUCCUCUCUUUAGAAUGGUUUAUAAACUUGCGUGGAAGAACAGUGUUUUGUCUAGAUGUUGUUACAGAGUGGAACCAAAAAUAAGAGGGUUCUUCAAGUGAAACUGAAUUUUGGCAUGCUUUCCAUAAUCAGCUUAUUGCUAUUAAUACUUAUCUGAAUAAAGACCAGCAUUCCUGUCCAGUGGAAUUACUAAUUUAAGCAUAGAGAUGUCAUUGGCAAGUGAAUUAACAAACUUGAACUAAGUUAUGUAAUAAACUGGAGGUAACAAUUAUAUACAUUGGAAUAAUUACCAUAUUGUAAUACUGGGAGUAUUGUGCUCACAGCCAACAUUAUUACUAGUAUCAAACCACCAGUUCUGUCCAAAUUUCUCAUUUAAAUUCCAAUCCUUUAAUUUCAAUCAUGCCUAGAGGUUGAUUUAUAUUGUUUACCAAACAAGGUCUUCAAUGCAGUAUAAAUAGAAAAGUGAUUUUAAAAUGGCACUUUCUGGCAUGUCUCCACUCAAAAAUGUUUGUUACCUGUCAGCCAUGCUGAGCCGUUAGUUAUUGGAGAGGAAGUUGGAUUCUAUUUUGCCUUCACAUGAUAGCAAUAAAAUUAUCAGUCCAAUGCUGAUGACAGAAUCUUCACUCCUAGUUAUGAUCCAAGAGGCUUGAUUUUUCUAACCCCAAUCCCAGGUUGAGUGUCUAUCGCCUCUAAUUAGAAGAAUGAAUAACCUUUAGACUUUAAAAACUGUAAAUCUUCUUGGAAUCAGUGAAAGAACAAAUAAAAGAGCACUUUCCUGACUGUAAUGACAGUGAUAUUCAAUAACAUGGAAAGCUAACAAGACUGUAGGGUUACAAGAUAGGAGGUAAAAUCCCACUUCCUGGCUGUAUAUAUAAAUAACCUACGAUUGUCAUAAGGAUAAAAAAAUUGGUUUUAGUUGGCCCUCUCAGUGGUGAGACACAGAAUUAGGUACAUGAUGGAAAUGUGCACCUUCAGGGUUGGCUGAUAUACUGUAUGUGGUAAAAGCUGAUGUUUGUGCAGAUUUUUUUCAAAGGGAGACUUCCUGAAUUAAAAGUCUCACUGAAGCGAAUAUGUAUCUGUUCAAACAGCACUGAAACAGUUAACAUAACUCAAAGUGUAGAAGUAAUAAUUUUUUUAAAUCAAUAUCAAAAUGCAUGCCCAGUUCCAACAGUUAUACUAAAGUUAAUUUGCAUCCGUCCAUAUGUAAGGAGUAUGCAUUAUUGGGGAUUUUUAUUUUUACUUCUAUUCAGAACAAGUAAUUUUGAAAUAUGGCCUUAAUUUCACAAAGAAAGAAAUCUCUGUAAAAUAUAUAUUUUGAUGCAGUUAUUAAUCUUGUGGAUACUAGUGUCUCACUGAGGUGCACAAUGCAGAAAGAAUAAAUAAUUUUUUCCACUUUAUGCACAAGUUUGGGUGAAACACCUAACAGGAUAAAUAAAAAGUUUAAUUAUAUGGUACAUCAAUUCACUAAUCAUAUCAUUGUGGAUCAAAGUUGAAUUUAUGUAAAAUAGUAGUGCAUACUUCAUAUCACUUAAAAAAAAAUUGAAAAGUUAAUGACUUGCCUUCAUUCAGAUAAAUUGCUCAAGGUUCUUAUGCUUCAGUCCUCAGUAGAAGGAAAGCACUGAACCAUGUACCCAAUAUAGCCAGCUGACACACACAUCCCAGCCUCUACCCUGCUCAUUAGAUUGUACAUCUUCCCAUUUGCUAUAGCUAAGUUAUCUUUAGAUAAGCAGAAAAAAAUUUUGUAUUAUAAGAUGUAUGGCAGGACUUUUUGUUUAGCCAUUGAAUUUCCUGUUUUAUGCUGGCGUAUUUUGUUUUAUUUCAUUAAAAAGCUAUUUUGAAGCAAAAAGCAGGUGUGAGGUAUCUCCGUUCACUAGAACAAGAAAGGAGAGUCAGGCAGAGCAGAAACUCAUUCCUCAAUACCAGAGUAUAUUCGUCAUAGCAGACUCCUGUAGUCUAAGAAGAGACAAAUACAUUACAGCAUUAGGUUUUGUUGCAAACACCAGGGGUGAAAUCCUGGCCCCAGUGAGACAAUGACAAAACUCCCAUUGACUUCAGUGGGGCCAGGAUUUCACCAAUGGAGUUGAGUUUGUGAUAUGCUGACUAGCCUUGGUGAUAGUGUUCUUUAACAGAGUAGAAAAACUGCCCAUACUGGCUGCUACAGUAUCAUGAUUUACAAAUUAAGUAUGAAAAAAUCUUGCUUUCCUAAUGCCAGUAGGAAGUGUGCAUGGCUGAAUUCUGACAUCCCUGUACCGAACAUGUGAACUUUGUCAUAUAAUAUGUUAUUUUUCAUCUCCUAGAGAAGCCUUUAGUACACAUUUUACAUUUGAACAUCUAGGCAGUGGUUUUAACUAAGAGCUGAAUAAUAGUUCUCUUGAACCAGCCAUCAGUGGAUGAUGCCUUGUAAAGUAGUCAGUUGUUCAAUAGCGGUCUUUACUGGACAUAUGGCACUGCAUAUGCCCACAGAUAUAACGUAGCACCAUACAUUUUCCUCUUAAAUACAGACUCCUUCUAAAUUCCCUUUCUGGUUAUUACAUUAACCAUCCCAUGGAGAGGUGUCCCACAAAAAAAAAAAAAGGCAUUUCUAUCAAAAUAGUGCUAAAUGCUCACACACUACAUCCCUUUCAUUUUGAACUAUUCAGUGUAGAAAAUGUCGCAAGUUGACUUCUAAACAGCCCCCAAUGCACCCUCAAAAACUAGGCUAUGAUACAUAGAAAGCAUCCAGUUUUAAAGAGAUUCAUAAUGAGAACUAAAAACUGGAGCACAUAAGGGCACUAUACACAAGCACUAAUUACAACCCUACCUUUCCUAGUUCAGAGGCCUGCAAAACAACAUUUCACGACCAUUAAUCACUUUGUACAGGUUUGUCCUUCAGGAAUAAAGAGCUGUCAUUAAUUUCUUCCAGACUCCCAGUGGUUUGCUAUUGAAUGUAUUUCAUGCCUAUUUUUACCUGGAAAAAAUAUGGCUCAAAAAUAAGAACUUUACUUCCUUCCCUUAUUUUUUUAUUCAGUGAGGCUUGUUUUUAUUUAACCUGUAAAGGAGCAUAUAUGCAUCUUUGGAAACUAUAUGUUAUAUAUAGAAUAAUAUAUAGGAAACUGAAUUAGGAGAUAAAAUACAUCAGAAGAGUCUAGUGUCACAAAUUUCAUUCAUGUGAUUUGAUAACCACCAGAAUCCUGGGCUGUACUAAUUUCCUUUCAGUUUCUCUUAUUUUUGUGUUUUAUAUAAUACAUGGAACCUACUACCAAUUCAUAUAAACAAGAGAAAAUGUUAUUGGCAUCUUUGCCUGAUUCCCUCUUUUCCUGAUUCCCUCCUUUCAACAAACCCCUGAGGAAACGAAUGUGGAUGAGGUUUUCAAGAAUUGUAUUGGGAGCCAUUUCACUUAGAACCAUCACCUUCUCUUAAAAAGCCCAACUCUGGAGAGAAUAUUCUUUAUAGUAUAAGUAGAAAAUACAAUGAUGUCCAGUGCAAGCAGAGAUGGGCCCUAUCCAGAUCCCUAGUUUUCCAAAAUUUAAAGGGGGUUCAGUUCUAAGGAUUUUAUUCAGCCUCUUGAAAUAGGGACCAGCUGCAAAGCUUGGAUCCAGAGUGAAGGUUCCCCACCUGUUGGGUUAUUCAGCUGCACAGUCUUGAUUUGGGUCCAUUCCUAAUUAUAAGAGAAAUACACGCUGGUGGACUAGGGAGCUACAGGAGUUUUGUUCUGUUAGACAUAUGAUUUGGGAACAUUUCUAUACUGCCAAUCAGUCACUGUAUAACCAAUCCAUGUAUUAUAUAAAAAUAUAAAUGUAACACUUGUUAUUAAAAGUGUAAUGUACAUCAGAAGAAAUGUUUACUUUUUUAAUUGUUAGACAUGUUUAGAUCAGUAUCUUGUUUUCAUUGUGUGAAUGAUACCUUGUAAAAUAAACAGAAAUGCAAACAA
Dermochelys coriacea (leatherback sea turtle) is the source of this 12980-nucleotide messenger RNA. RefSeq names its product RAB GTPase activating protein 1 like (gene RABGAP1L). The transcript is spliced from 26 exons. Lineage: Eukaryota; Metazoa; Chordata; Testudines; Dermochelyidae. The record is from RefSeq and is a predicted model, not a curated record. Bases 4171 to 7404 code for a protein of 1077 amino acids.